Messenger RNA from Hydatigera taeniaeformis, 732 nucleotides. Lineage: Eukaryota; Metazoa; Platyhelminthes; Cestoda; Cyclophyllidea; Taeniidae. The record is from the annotation of a GenBank genome assembly.
AUGUGUUUCUCCUUGCAGAGGGCAGAGAAGAGCCGUUUGGAGGAGCGUGUAUACCUCCAGGAGCGUGAGAUUAAUCGACUGCGUGGGCGACUGGCCGAUCAAAGAAGCGCGCAUCCUCCGGACCCACGCUUCUGGCCCGUCAUCACAACUACGGCACCGACUGGUAAACCCCCAUUUCUCCCUUUGCUCUAUCUAUCAUUUUGGAUAAAUGACAUUUUCAAGAAGGUCGUGAAAUCGUCUUUCACUGCAGCAUCCUCUCUCUUCAAUACCUACAGCACAUGCGACGAUAUUGAGUACAUUAUUAGGCUUGGAAAUAGUUGCUUUAUUCUCAAUUAUGGUGGACUUGCACCGUUUGUUGGCUCGGUGCUUCUAGGCAUUAGAGGCGAUUGCUGCCUUGAGUCGCAAACUUCGGCAGUCUCGGCCAAGCCAUCUUCAGCGACCGUCGAGAAGGCGCGAGAGAGGCUGAAAGCACUGGAACAGGAGUCUGUAAAUUUGGAGGAAUCUCUUGGCAAAUGGAAGGAGGAGAUUUUUGCAGCCAUACCAAUACCAAAAGUGACGGUGGAGGGAGUCGCAAAGCGUAUCCAGCCAACUAGCUCUACAUUACUGAGAAGUGGUUUUUCAACAGCCUAUUUAAGUAAUUUUAGAACUGCUAGUAGUGUGCCAAUGCUUGGUCAGUUUCCUCCCAGCUGGCCGGUGCCUUUUUUGGUGAGUGGUUAUUGUGCUUAUCACUAA